Messenger RNA from Chaetomium globosum CBS 148.51, 1890 nucleotides. RefSeq lists its product as uncharacterized. The record is from RefSeq and is a predicted model, not a curated record. NCBI's taxonomy places the organism in Eukaryota, Fungi, Ascomycota, Sordariomycetes, Sordariales, Chaetomiaceae. The transcript is spliced from 5 exons. Bases 1 to 1890 code for a protein of 629 amino acids.
AUGCCAGCUCGGGGUCGUUCCCCGGCUCCCAGCCUUCCACCUGUCCUUGAUGAGGCUACUGUUCCCUUUUCCGACCUUUUCAAGAGCGGCUUCGAUCCUGCAGCCAUCGAUGCUGCGACCCAGCUCGCCGAUCGAAGCAUCUUUGUGGCCUCCAACGGGAGCCGCUAUCGCAUCGAGAAAAUCCCAGAUCAGACCCCCGUCGAAGGUCGCGUGACUACCUUGACUCCGGUUUCUGCUGCCGCUGCUGUUGCACGACCAGCCUCUCUAUACGCGUCAGGUUCUACCCUUUCAGGGUCGCCAGCUUCUCUCCCGCCGCCGCAAUUACACGUACACGCCCCUCCUGGGACCGGCCUGGGUUGGGGACGGUCUCCGUCCAAUGCUAGCUCGUACUCGCGCUCCUCCGGCGCACCCUCAACUCGAUCUGGGUAUGCCGGGGCCGCUUUCCCUGCGCCAGAGCCAAGAGCGUCGAUCCACGAAGUUUCGAAUACGAUGGCGCAACUCAGCAUCAACGGCUUCGGCGCAAGGCCGUUGUACGGAAUGUCGGACGGCGGAGUGCAAGCGGCUGAGACCCUUACGGAUCCCGACCUCGCCCCCAGAGCACCGAUGAUACCAGGGAGCCCUGGGCGGGAGAUGGCCUCACCGAGGGCGUCAUAUGCCCAUCACGAACAGCCAUCACAUUAUCAGGCCGCGUCCUGGGGGCCGCACGACUACCCCAGCCCAGGCGCCGCGCCGCAAUAUUGGACGAAUGUCAACUAUGCUAGUUACACAACGCAAACAUAUGCACACCUUCAGAGUUCGCGACAAAACGCAACAGCAACGACGGGGCUCCCGUCGCUCCUAGAAGACGCCACACCCUUGCCGCCUCCUCCACAUCGAGCUUCCGACCCGACCUCAACUUUUUCGUCAGGAUCACCAGACAAGGAAGCGUGGGAUGGGCAAGGGGUUGGGACUGGGUACCCCUAUCAUCCGCUCCACCCUUCGAUAUCAGCGCCAUCGUUCGUCGGACGGAAACCGACUUAUGUGAAUACGGGACCGGGCGAUAUCGAUACUCUGACCCCCGUGGUUGUGCAUGAUCAUGCGCAAUCUACCGCGAGUGACGGGGCAAUGAAAGCAAGCAAUGCGCAACUCAUCCCCGCAUACGCAUACGAUCAGCGCUUGCCCAAUGUCGUGUACAUUCGCGAUAAGGAAAACGACAAUGUCAAUGGGUAUACGCAGGGAAAUAGCAGGCCAAGUGGCAUCUAUCAGUUCUCGAGCUUGAAAGAACUCUUUGACUUCCAGGCUAAACUUACGGGCGAAAAGGUCGUCCUGGACAUCGGCAGCGUCCGCAUGGUAACGAUUAGCAAAGCCAGCAGCCGGUCGAGCACCCAGUUUUCAAGUGCACGGUUGCAGAUUUGGCACGAACCAGAAGGCCGGCGAACAGCGCAAUCGGAUGUCGCGUCGUUCGUCACAGCUGGCACCGCACUAUCGGGGCCUUUGAGGGAGAGGCUUGUGGCAAGCUCUUCGAGGCUGAUGUUGUAUUUGGGACGGUCGGGGGGGUAUAUUACCGUUUUUACAGCGCACCUAGAACCAAACCAAGGAUCCGAGCCCGCAGGAUUUGAUAUCCACGGCAAAUCCGUUGAGGUGGACGUCGGGUCGGAUUACGACUCGUACAAGACGUUUGAGAUUGAGUUUGAGAACUCGCCGAAUAAGCGGUUGCAGAGAACCGCGGCGCAGUCAGCCCAGGCUCCGAAUAUUGAAUCGGCUUGCAGCUUUCCCUUGCGCGGUAGUGGAACGUUUGUCCAUGCGGCAACCGAGUCUUGCUUUACCGGUGAUGAAACUGGCGCACUCGAGGGUAUGUCUAUUGUUGCCUUGCUCGUCUUUCUCGUCGUCCGAGCGCAAUGUGGUCGGUAG